Molecule: messenger RNA, 1326 nt
Organism: Fraxinus pennsylvanica
Lineage: Eukaryota; Viridiplantae; Streptophyta; Magnoliopsida; Lamiales; Oleaceae
Source: the annotation of a GenBank genome assembly
AUGACUGCUAUAUUUGUGGACUUAUGGGCCACUGCAAUAUGGGCCAGAUGGAAGCCUAUUAUAAGCCCAGUUGAAUCUCCUAACAGCUUAAUGGGCUCUCCAAACGGCCCAACAUCAUGUAGCCCAUCUCAACAGAAUCCAAUGAAACGCAUCCUCCUGCGCACGUGCGUUGAGAAAGUUGUUAGAGUGAUGAACCUGGAUAAUUUGACGUUGGAGAUCUUUUCCAAGUUGGAGCAGAAGUGGUUGUGCCACUAUGAUGGGAAGAAGACGCGUGUUUUAAGCAUUGACGGCGGAGGAACUACUUGCCUUGUUGCAGGUGCCGCGUUGGUUCACCUUGAGUCUCAGAUCCAAGCGAUGACAGGUGAUUCUCACGCACGCAUUGUGGAUUUCUUCGAUAUUAUCGCCGGCACCGGUAUCGGCGGUUUUCUCGCUGCCAUGAUCGUCGCCGACGAUGGUGUCGGCCGUCCACUGUUCUCCGCGAAAGAUGCUGUUAAAUUUUUUAUGGAGAAUCAGGCGAAGCUUUUCAAGGAGAAAAACGUCGGCGUUUUUCGGCGCCGACAGAGGUUUUCGGAUACGAGCAUGGAUAGGGUGCUGAAGGAGGCGCUCAGGAGAGAAGACGGAAAGGUUUUGACUCUAAAGGACACCUGUAAGCCUCUCCUCAUACCAUGCUUUGACCUCAACAGCUCGGCGCCAUUCGUCUUCUCCCGCGCCGAUGCCUCCGAGUCUGCGAGCUUCGAUUUUGAGCUUUGGGAAGUCAUCCGCGCCACAUCAGCGACACCGUCAAUGUUCAAGCCGUUCAAUCUCACUUCGAUCGACGGGAAAACCUCUUGCCUGGCCGUAGACGGUGGACUCGUGAUGAACAACCCCGCCGCCGCAGCCGUAACUCACGUCUUGCACAACAAGCGUGAUUUCCCGUCAGUAACCGGCGUUGAUGACCUUUUGGUAAUCUCUCUCGGUAACGGACCGUUGAGCACUGCAUCAAAGUUGAAACUCCACCAUGGCGACGAGUGUUCGCAAUCGUCCAUUGUCGGCAUUGCCCUCGACGGGGUCUCUGAAACCAUUGACCAAAUGCUCGGUAAUGCCUUUUGCUGGAACCCCAACAGUUACGUCAGAAUUCAGGCUAACGGCGUUGGUGAACGGCCGGAGGAGGUUUUGGGGGAGAGAGGCGUUGAAUCAUUGCCGUUUGGCGGGAAACGGUUGUUAACGGAGACGAACGCACGAAGAAUCGAAGGGUUUGUGCAACGGCUUGUUGCAUUGGGAAGGAGUAGUCUACCACCGAGUCCGUGCAAGGAAACUGCCGUCAGUCAACUUGCUAACGGCCGUUAG